Messenger RNA from Tilletiaria anomala UBC 951, 1890 nucleotides. Its product is annotated as Dolichyl-diphosphooligosaccharide-protein glycosyltransferase 48kDa subunit. The transcript has 2 exons. The record is from RefSeq and is a predicted model, not a curated record. The coding region runs from base 110 to 1639 and encodes 509 amino acids. NCBI's taxonomy places the organism in Eukaryota, Fungi, Basidiomycota, Exobasidiomycetes, Georgefischeriales, Tilletiariaceae. Gene Ontology annotation, cellular component: endoplasmic reticulum membrane; oligosaccharyltransferase complex.
GUACCACUGAAAAGAGGAGCACUCCCUGGCCGCUCCUUUGCGCAUUCGUGCUUCAAUCAGGCUAGCUUAUGAAAGGAGCAAGUGCAGCCGCUGCGCAACCUGGCCCAUCAUGCUGCCUAUGCGUCUCCCUGCGCUGCUGGCGGCGCUGCUGUUGUUCUGCAGUGUCUUGGUAAGCGCGGCAUCAUCAUCGCUAUCGUCGUCCUCGCCCUCAGCUGUCGGCGUACGGACGCUGGUCGUGCUCAAAGAUGCCGAGGCCGAUCGUGCGGCAUAUUCGAAGCUGUUCGACCGCCUGCGCGAGAAAGGGUACCAGCUCACGUUCCGAUCCGCCAAGGCAGCUACUCCACAACUGUCCACGUACGAGCUCAACGACUUUGACCACCUCUUCUACUGGACGCCUUCCACCGCUCCGAGCGCGACUUCGGACCUCUCACCUCAGAAGAUCGUUGAAUUCAUGCGGCGAGGUGGGAAUCUCAUCUUUGGGUUAGAUAGCGACGUAACAGAGGGCAAUAGGGAUUUCGCCAGGGAGUUCCACCUGGACGUCGAACCCCGCGGGACGGGACUCAUCGACCACUUCCGCACCGAGACGAAGCUCGACACGGGAAAUCAUACCGCCAUUCUCGUUGGCGGCGGCAGUCGCAGCACCUCCCAGAGCAAGCUAUCGCCAGGCGGCGCAGUUCUUAAUGCCCACGUCUUCUCGUCAGAGACACUGGAGCAGCUGAAGACUUCUCCCAUCCUCUUCCGCGGAGUCGCUCACCGUAUUGGAGCGCUGCCUCUCGCCUUUCCUCUCUUGCAUGCUCCUGCUACAUCCUACUCAACAGAGGGCCCGCCCUCGGAAGACAAGUCUGCUGUUCCCCUCGAGGAGAACCUGGACAUCUUGACUGGAGGACAAGUGGCAAGCCUGGUCAGCGCCUUCCAGAUCAAGGAGAACUCGGCGAGGGCCUUGUUCCUCGGCAGCUUGGACAUGCUAAAGAACUCGUUCAUUGAUGCCAAGGAUCUGCGUGCCGCUGACGGCGCCAGGUACGCCUCGACUGCCAACUUGGCUUUCGCAACCGAUGCGCUCGGUUGGGCGAUGCAAGAACAUUCUGUUCUGCGCGUGGCGUCGACCAGCCACCACCGCGUCCGAUUGAAUGAAAAAGACACGCGUCCCGAAUACGAGGAGAGCGAAGAUGCGCAAGCCGUGUAUCGCGUGAAAGACUUGGUCACCUUCCACAUCGACCUCGCGCAGCAUCUCCCUAUGGGCGGAUGGCAACCCGCGCCGAGCGACUUGGACCUGCAGGUUUCUCUCGUCAUGCUCGACCCGUACGUCACCACUAAGCUUUCCGCUGCUGCGCCGCAGACUAUCGUCUCCUCCGGGCAGACGCAGACAAACGCGACGACGCGAUACAGCGCCAGCUUCCGCAUGCCGGAUCGGCACGGCGUCUUCACAUUCCACGUGGACUGGAAACGGCAAGGCUGGUCCUACAUCAAGACGCGUGACACUGCCCCCGUCCGGCCGUUCAACCAUGACGAGCACCCACGCUUCCUUUCCGCAGCGUAUCCAUAUGUGAGCGGCGCAUUCAGCACCAUGACAGCCUUCGUCAUCUUCUGCACACUAUGGCUCGUCGUCAAGGAGCCAAAACAGAAGCAGAAAAAGCAAUAGAUGAUGCCACAAAGCAUAUUGGCACUGCACAUGGUUGCACAAAUUGAAGUGCGAACAAAAUACAGAACGCUCUGCGCCAUCAAAUCCAUUGAACUCAUAAACCAUUGCCUUGCGGUAUCUAUUACUCGAGAGAGGAAUCUUGCCCAGUGAUUGCCGGAUAAUGCGGUCUACGAGAAUGUUUCAAAAGAAGGCAGGCUGAGUUCCUUGUGAACGAAAGCAGAGUGAGGGAACGAAUGCAACUGCAAAGCCUC